Messenger RNA from Zingiber officinale, 1388 nucleotides. Its product is annotated as lipid phosphate phosphatase 2-like. Gene Ontology annotation, biological process: phospholipid metabolic process. Gene Ontology annotation, molecular function: phosphatidate phosphatase activity. Lineage: Eukaryota; Viridiplantae; Streptophyta; Magnoliopsida; Zingiberales; Zingiberaceae. The record is from RefSeq and is a predicted model, not a curated record. Bases 286 to 1206 code for a protein of 306 amino acids. The transcript is spliced from 9 exons.
GCUGCGGCGGUUGCUUGCCAGUUGCCUCGGGUGUGGAUUCGAACGCCUCGCCGAAAGCAGUGGCUUUCUCUGCCCGCCUCUUUUUGUGUGGUCACGCUUCUCCCGUUGCCAGUUACCGAUCGGUCGCCGUUGAAGGUCUCGCCUGCCCUCGCUUUGGCGUCGCUUGAGCGCGGUAGUCGUUUCAUUUGCUUUGGAGUUCCGGACUGGAGAAGGAAGAAAGUGCCAUUUUUUUUUUGUGACGCGGUUGUGUGCCUGGGCUCGCAGGAACGUGAAACCCUAAGAAAAAUGAUCCCUUCUUGGUUGCUGAACUAUCGUCAAAGGGGCAGUGUGAGAGAGAUUCAUCUGGGUUCACACACAUUGAAAUCUCAUGGAAUUAAAGUUGCUAAAAUCCACAAGUUUGAUUGGCUUGCACUUAUUGGACUGCUGAUACUUGUGUUGGCUAUUAGGACUGUUCAUCCUUUUUACCGUUUUGUUGGAAAGGAAAUGAUGACUGACCUAAGAUAUCCAUUCAAGACGAACACUGUGCCACCAUGGGCUCUUCCUAUAAUUUCAAUUUUGUUACCUGCUGCAAUCAUUGUUGCCUUCUACAUCCACAAGAGAGACAUUUAUGAUCUUCACCAUGCCAUUCUAGGGCUCCUUUUUGCUGUGCUUACAACUGCACUCAUAACGGAUGCGUUAAAAGAUGCUGUUGGUCGACCUAGGCCAGAUUUCUUUUGGCGUUGUUUUCCAGAUGGAAAAGAGGUAUAUGAUAAAGUGACAGGAAAUGUUAUUUGUCAUGGAGAGAAAAAGGUAUUGAAUGAUGGGCACAAGAGCUUUCCAAGUGGUCACACUUCAUGGUGCUUUGCAGGGCUUAGUUACCUAGCACUGUAUUUGUCAGGGAAGAUCAAAUGCUUUGAUCGCAAAGGGCAUGUGGCAAAACUUUGUAUCGUGUUCUUUCCUCUGCUUCUUGCAUCACUUAUUGGAAUUUCACGUGUUGAUGACUAUAAACACCACUGGGAGGAUGUCUUUGCUGGUGGCAUACUUGGUGUUGUAGUGGCCACAUUUUGUUAUCUGCAGUUCUUUCCGGCUCCUUAUCAUUCUGAUGGUUGGGGACCAUAUGCCUACUUCCAGAUGUUAGAGGAUAACCAAAACACCAGCAUCAUCGGGUUAUCUGGCAUACAUAGUAGUAGCUCACCGGCGAACAAUGCAUCGUUCGGGAGGGUGUAAAGUAGAGCUUGUGAUGCAGACUUGCAUAACCUAGAAUCAUAUAUCAACAUUUUUAUGAUGAAGAGCUGCAAAGGUUGACAAGGGAGAUGUUAACUAUGCUACCUGUGAGUUUGGCAUGAAUAGAUCUUGUAAACCACCUUAUUUUCUUCUUAUGUGUGUUUCAGUGCUUAGUUUUUGUUCCC